Danio aesculapii is the source of this 3092-nucleotide messenger RNA. It is a transcript of the gene cbfa2t2, whose product is annotated as CBFA2/RUNX1 partner transcriptional co-repressor 2. The record is from RefSeq and is a predicted model, not a curated record. NCBI's taxonomy places the organism in Eukaryota, Metazoa, Chordata, Actinopteri, Cypriniformes, Danionidae. Gene Ontology annotation, molecular function: transcription corepressor activity. Gene Ontology annotation, biological process: negative regulation of DNA-templated transcription; DNA-templated transcription. The transcript is spliced from 11 exons. Gene Ontology annotation, cellular component: nucleus. Bases 189 to 1874 code for a protein of 561 amino acids.
UGUGUGUGUGUGUGUGUGUGUGAGCACUGGGACUCCACCGCUCACAUAUGCGAGCGAGUUUUCGACACAUGCCUCACAUAUGAAGCGGCGAGCAGAGAAAGAGGACUGAUUUACACUGUUUGGAAUAAAACACGAGCAGGAGCGGACCUUCAGAGAGAAGAGACAGUGCAGAGAAGAAGGUUCCUGCCAUGCCCGGAUCCCCAGUGGAUGCAAAGAUUCAUUCCAGACCGACCGUCUCCGUCAUGCCACCGCUGCCCUCCGUCAACCCCAGCGGACCCCGUCCCGCAGCCUUCUCCACUACUGCAUUGACCAAUGGGAUCAAUCAUUCCCCGCCGAUGCUCAACGCCAUUCCCUCGCCUCCUCAGCGCUACAGCAACGGCCCUUCCUCAUCAUCCUCCUCUUCGCUGGCCAAUCAGCAGCUUCCAGCAACAUGCGGCGCUCGGCAGCUCAGCAAACUGAAGCGCUUCCUCACCACGCUGCAGCAGUUCGGCAAUGACAUCUCGCCCGAGAUCGGAGAGAGCGUCCGCAACCUGGUGCUGGCGCUGGUGAACUCCACCGUCACCAUUGAAGAGUUUCACUCCAGACUGCAGGAAGCCACAAACUUCCCUCUGAGGCCCUUCGUCAUACCGUUUCUGAAGGCCAACCUGCCUUUACUGCAGCGGGAGCUUCUGCACUGCGCUCGGGCCGCCAAACAGACCCCAGCGCAGUAUCUGUCCCAACAUGAGCAUCUUCUGCUCAGCACCACCGUCCCGUCACCAGCAGACUCCAGCGAACUCCUGCUCGAGCCCAGCGACAGCAAACGACACAGUCCCAACAGGAGUAAAGAGAAUGGUUUUCACGAUCGUCCUCCCGCCUCUCUGGAGCCUCCAGCCAAACGAAUCUGCACCAUAAGCCCCGCCCCCAGACACAGCCCCGCCCACCCGCUGCAGCUCCCCACCCAGAUCCACCCGACUCCACCCCCUCUGCAGCACUACGCCCUGGAGGACAUCAGCAGUGCUCAGCUGUACAGAGAACCACAGCGCAUCCUGGAGCUGAAGGAGCGCCCGCGACUUACAGGCAGUAACGGAGGCUACCGAGAGGAACCUGUAGACCACAGACUGACGGAGAGGGAGUGGGCUGAGGAAUGGAGACAUCUGGAUCAUGUGCUGAACUGUAUUGUGGAUAUGGUGGAGAAGACGAGGCGUUCGGUCAGUGUCCUGCGCCGCUGUCAGGAGUCCGACCGAGAGGAGCUCAAUUUCUGGCGGCGUCGCUCAAACCCACACGACGAGGGACGCAAAAACGGGAACACAUCCGCAAACAUCCCCUUCAGCAAAACACACAGCCCUCUGUCAGCAGAAGGAGUCAAUGCAGACUCUCCGAGGGACGUUCCCCUGCGCGCCUCCUCUGGAUACGUGCCUGAUGAGAUCUGGAGGAAAGCCGAGGAGGCAGUAAAUGAGGUGAAGCGUCAGGCGAUGGAUGAGGUUCAGAAAGCCGUGGCUGAAGCUGAACAGAAAGCCUUCGAGAUGAUCACAGCCGAGAGAGCAAAGAUGGAGAAAACCCUCGCUGAAGCCAAGAGGAAGGCCACCGAAGACGCCAUACAGGUCAUCAAUGAGCAGGAGGACUCCAGCGAGUGCUGCUGGAACUGUGGUCGUAAAGCGAGCGAGACGUGCAGCGGCUGUAACGCGGCCCGAUACUGCGGCUCCUUCUGUCAGCAUAAAGACUGGGAGCGACACCAUCUGAUCUGCAGCCCCGGCCUCCAGAACCAGCCCAAAACCAUGAGCCGCAGCCAAGCCAAAACCCCCAUCCCGAGCCCCAGCCUGGAGAAGAACAGCUCCAGAGCCUCCACACCGUCCACACCCGCGUCCGCAUCCACGCCGGACACCAGCGCACACUAAAACACAAGGAGAUAUAUCUGAAAGCAAACAAUAGCACACUAAACUGACGAUGGAUCAGACGGGAGAUGGAGUUUGCUCACUUUUCAGACGCUGUUUUAUUUGGUGCAAGAACUCCUGGAGAUUCAAUCUACCGCACAAAAAAAAAAAAAAUGUCAGUGUUUUGUGAGAGAUGUUGUUGUGUGUGUGUGUGUGUGUGUGUGUGUGUGUGAGGGAUUGUUUCUGUAAAUACAAUAUCAGAGCAAUAUAAAAAACAAAACAAAAGUGAUGGAUUCACCAAAGCUGUCGAUGCUGUGACAUGUUUAUCAUUACUAUAUGACAAUAAUAUCAGAGUUCAGAUGGACAAUGAGUGUGGUAACCAGUAUAGAAAUCUGAUACGUGGACAUAUACAGUAUAUACAUCGGCCACUUUAUUAGGUACAACUUACGAGUACCGGGUUGAAAUCACAGCAGAAAUGGAGACUCAUCAGACCAGGCAACGUUUCUCCAAUCUUCUAUUGUCCAGUUUUGGUGAGCCUGUGUGAAUUGUAGCCUCAGUUUCCUGUUCUUAGCUGACAGGAGCGGCACUCGGUGUGGUCUUCUGCUGCUGUAGCCCAUCCGCCUCAAGGUUGGACGUGUUGUGUGUUCAGAGAUGCUCUUCUGCAGACCUCAGUUGUAACGAGUGCUUAUUUGAGUUACUGUUGCCUUUCUAUCAGCUGGAACCAGUCUGGCCAUUCUCCUCUGACCUCUGGCAUCAACAAGGCAUUUGCGCCCACAGAACUGCCGCUCACUGGAUAUUUCCUCUUUGUCGGACCAUUCUCUGAAAAUCCUAGAGAUGGUUGUGCAUGAAAAUCCCAGUAGAUCAGCAGUUUCUGAAAUACUCAGACCAGCCCGUCUGGCACCAACAACCAUGCCACGUUCAAAGUGACUUAAAUCCCCUUUCUUCCCCAUUCUGAUGCUCAGUUUGAACUGCAGCAGAUCCUCCUGACCAUGUCUACAUGCCUAAAUGCAGUGAGCUGCUGCCAUGUGAUUGGCUGAUUAGAAAUCUGCGUUAACCAGCAGUUGGACAGGUGUACCUAAUAAAGUGGCCAGUGUGUGUAUAUUCUAAUUACAUAUAUUAUAUAUAACUUUAUGUUUGUAUUUAAUAUAUAAGUAUAUAAAUUAUAUGUAAAAUGCAACAUAUUUCUUCAAAUUAUUGCAGAAAAAUGGCUAUUUACAUAAUAAAUAUGUACUAUGAACUAUA